AUGAGCAGUACAGCCACGAUUAUUCUCUCCGCCGCGAGUUCGGCCGGCGGCAGCGAUGACGACGACGUCGAGUGCCGCACCUGCUACGGCGUCGUCGUGGCCUGCGUGUCGAUGCUCCUGUUCUGCGUUCUCGCGGCCACCACCGGCGUUGUUAAGGCCAGCGCCGUCACCGGCUUCACCGUGGUGCUCUUUGGCAUAGUCGGCUGGCUGAUACCCUACGGCGGCGCCACGGCCACCGGGGGAGACGCCAUGGGCGCCGCGCGGCGAGCUACUCAUAACGACACAGGCGCCAGGGUCAUGAUGGCGCUUCGGCGGGUCGGCUACUCCUGCCCGCUCGGUGGCGCGGCUUCCAGCUACGUCCCGCCAGCCUUUGCGUACGAGUGUCCCGCCGAUGCCGACGGCAGCGGCAAGUCUGCGGGCAGCGCGCUGUGCGCGGUGUGCCUGGAGGACGUGCAGCGCGGGGAGACGGUCCGGCGGAUGCCCGCGUGUGGGCACCUGUUCCAUAAGGACUGCAUCGACAUGUGGCUGCACUCGCACACGACGUGCCCGCUGUGCAGGUGUGACCUCUCGCCGCGGUGGCGUACCACGAAAACCAUCGCGACGACGGUAGCGGCGCAGUCGUCGGCUGACGCGCUGCCGCCGGUUUAG
Miscanthus lutarioriparius is the source of this 648-nucleotide messenger RNA. NCBI's taxonomy places the organism in Eukaryota, Viridiplantae, Streptophyta, Magnoliopsida, Poales, Poaceae. The record is from the annotation of a GenBank genome assembly.